CUUCGAUAGAACAGUAUGGCAGCCUCCACCGUAAUGUUAGAUAUUAAUACUGACAUAUUUGACCUCUAUUUUGGCCCAUGGGUUAAGUAACCAUAGCGUGGCCCGAUCGAUUGUCGGCGGAGUAUGGCUGAAGUGUUCCUGAGGCUGAGCGACACAAAUAACUUGGUACAUGAAACAAAUCAUGCACUUGGAAGAAGACGAGUUUGAGUGCAUUACAAGUUACAAGUUUAAUGUCCAGUCUACCAUUUCUUGACAUGACUGCAUGACAAGCUGCCUGUCACACGCACACUAAGUAACAAUAGGUCUAUUGACUGUGCAAGUCGUAAUUACUAGUAGUGUAUAGAGGAAUGACCAAAGCUUUACCAAGAUGUCGGUUCCAAGAUUAACUAAUUCCAGUUCACCUGCCUCGGUAUUACCCAAGACUCCUGCCAAGACUGAUAGCAAGUUGGAGUUCUUCUGUGGGUCAUGUGCAGCUGUGAUCAACAUCUGUUGCACUUUCCCCCUAAACAAGAUAAUGUUUAGACAGCAACUUUUAGGCUUGACUACAACACAGGCUGUGCGUCAACUUAAGCAGGAGGGCUUGUUCAACCUGUACAGGGGCGUGGUGCCUAUUCUUUGCCAACGCACAGUCACAAUGAGCAUUAUGUUUGGGAUGUACGACAAGUACAAGAAAAUACUAAAACAGAGCUAUCCGUCCAUGCCUGUUUAUGUAUAUCGACCCAUCGCUGCAAUGCUUGCUGGUUCAACAGAAGCCAUGCUCACUCCUCUAGAACGCGUGCAAAGUUUGUUGCAAGACCGACGCUACGAUCGAAGGUUUCAUGGCACUGUGCAUGCAUUUAGAGAGCUUAAAGGUUAUAGCAUGCGUGAAUACUGGCGUGGUGUCAUGCCAAUUCUAAUCAGAAAUGGUCCUAGCAAUGUCGUUUUUUUCGGUCUAAGGCAACCAUUUAAAGACAUGAUGCCAGUCGUAGAUACUAUACGCAAUCCAAUGCUUUACUACUUGGAACAUUUUUUGAGUGGUGCAAUACUGGGAGCGAGCAUCAGCACGAUAUUCUAUCCAGUGAACGUCAUCAAAACGAAAAUGCAAUCAAGAUUAGGAGGAAAGUUCUUGACUUGUCGCGAAGCAUUCUUCCUUGUUUUCAAUGAGAGAGGGCGAAGUUGGCGUAAUAUGUUUCGUGGUGUCAAUAUGAACUUCACGCGGUCACUGGUGUCAUGGGGAAUUGUAAACGCAUCCUAUGAAGCCCUAAGGAAGCUAGUCUAUGGCCGCAGCGGAGAAGAGCUCACAUCGUAGACGCACUUCAUCUGCUUGCCAUGUCAAGUCAACGACUCAGGAAUUGAUAAUUUACCUGAAGUACUAGCAGAAGCAUUGGCAUACGCUUUCAAAUUAUAGUGAUGUAACGUAUAAUGCACUACAUGCACAUAUGUGAUAGGUGUCAAAUGAGAGUAAUUUAACAGAAUAUUAUAGCAUUGUAUGUGCGUAGGUAUUUUGCAUGUGCCCGUUAAAACGUAAACACGAACGUUAAGCAUGCAACGUGUGCCACAUUUAAUUGCUAUUGUUGUUCAAUCGCCACACGCGUUAAGAGUCUGUACCACAUUAAACUCGGAAUACUGUCCAGUUUAUGUUUGCAGGGAAUCACAUUAUACCAGCAGCAUUUACCUUCAUUUAAAACAGCAUUCCGAGAAUUGCUGGUGUGAGCUAGGAAUAGAUCGAUGCAUCGAAUUAGUACGUCAGGUUUUAAGUCAAGUCCUUGUAUAGAGCUAUUAGAGCCAAUUACAUGUUCAGGUAAAAGGUGCAAAACCAAGCUGUAUCAGUAUUUAGCAUAUGCUAAAAACACGUUAUAGUGUACUCUAUUUACGUGACCUCACUUAACUGACGUGACGUCUAGUAAGAAUAGGUUCGGAAAUGAGGUAGAGAUAUCUUUUUUACAUGUCUAUGUAUGCAAAUAAAGCUACCACUCUUUCCAGCUAA
Messenger RNA from Priapulus caudatus, 1966 nucleotides. RefSeq names its product solute carrier family 25 member 51-like. The record is from RefSeq and is a predicted model, not a curated record. Bases 368 to 1288 code for a protein of 306 amino acids. The transcript has 2 exons. Lineage: Eukaryota; Metazoa; Priapulida; Priapulimorpha; Priapulimorphida; Priapulidae.